Molecule: messenger RNA, 1518 nt
Organism: Rotaria sp. Silwood2
Lineage: Eukaryota; Metazoa; Rotifera; Eurotatoria; Philodinida; Philodinidae
Source: the annotation of a GenBank genome assembly
AUGGCAUAUCAAGAUGAUCAAAAACAUGAAAAGUUAGGCUGCAUCCAACUAGUUCGCUGUAUUCCACCAACGGAUGAAGAACGAAAGAAUCCUCAAUAUGUUCCUCAGUUAGAAAUUAAUUCACGAGCACAACAGAUUAUUGCUGAACACUUUGAAGCACCCAUUUCUAUUAUUGUCUAUGUAGGCAAUAUGGGCGUUGGUAAAAGUAAACUGGCAACAGUUACUGCAGCGGCUUUAGAAAAAGAGUCGCCUAGAACAGAUUCACUCUGGUUUCGAAGUGGGGCCGGUACUAAUGGAGUAACACAUGGUGUUUGGAUGUGGUCCGAGCCACUUCGACAUCCUGAUCAAGAUGAAAAAACAAAAGGUUCAAUUUUAAUCCUCGACUGUGAAGGAACGGAUAGUUUAGAUGAGAACACGGGAGCUAAUUUGUAUUUUUUCUGCAUGAUUGUAAGUACAGCAUUUGCUGUCGUCCUUCGUCCUGCUCGUAUAGAUCAGUUUCAAUGUGAUCGUCUCUAUGAUGCAUUAAAUCGAUUUGAAGUCAUGAAAUCAUUGCAUGUCUUGCCAAACAUGUGGCUAUUACCAUUAGAUCUACCCACGUUUUUACACAUUGAUCGUGAUACUGGUGACGAUAUCGAAAUUUCAAAAGACGAAUGGCUUCAUCGAAUAUUCAGUGUUGACGAGGAGCGCAACAAUUUAUCAAGUGCUCACUGUCAAACACUGAAAGAACAAUAUGAAUAUAUCACACAUAUGUUACCACAAAUAGACACAAUCAACAUUGGCUAUUUACCACAGGUGUUGAUGACAAACAAUCAAUUACUUGACGUAUAUACAUUGCUUCGGAUGGAAGAAUCAGAAGAUAUCUAUCUUCAUGAUCCAAGUGUACAUUGGGAUUCUCUUAUUGGAUCUGAUGCAGCUAAACUAGCACGAUUUCGUGUUUCAUCAACAAUUUUUUUGGAUAAACUUGAUGCAAUAAUGAGUCAACGUGGCAGUGGUGAUAAUGCAGGAUCUGAACAUGAGAGUAGUCGAAGGAUGAAAACUGAAUUACUUGUUCAACUUGAUGGAUUAGGUGGAACGAAUGAUCUUGUUUUUCUUCUUGCUGCAUCAAAUUUACCUUGGGAACUUGAUCAUGCUAUGUUAAGACGUUUCGAAAAACGUGUUUUAGUUGAUCUAUCAACAAAAGAAGCCCAAGAAACUAUGUUUCAACAAUUUUUACCACCAACUGUUAUUCGUGAAAAUAAAGGUGUUGUUUUAUAUUCUGAUCUUGAUUAUGCGCGAUUAAGCAAUGGUUAUUCUGGUGCGGACAUCAAACUUGUAUGUAAAGAAGCCGCAAUGAAUCCAUUAAGACAAGUAUUUGAUAUACUUGAAACUCUUCAAGAUGAUCCUGAAUUAGGCAAAUGUAUUCAACUUGAUUCGAUAACAAUAACUGAUGUUGAAAAAGUUUUAUCAACAAUAAAAUCAUCAGGACGAGCGUUUAAAGAUAAAUAUACACAAUGUUUAAAAGAAUUUGAAUCUGUUUAA